Molecule: messenger RNA, 1047 nt
Organism: Mus caroli (Ryukyu mouse)
Lineage: Eukaryota; Metazoa; Chordata; Mammalia; Rodentia; Muridae
Product: ficolin-2
Biological process (GO): complement activation, lectin pathway
Molecular function (GO): antigen binding; signaling receptor binding; carbohydrate derivative binding
Source: RefSeq, a predicted model, not a curated record
AGCCGACCAGUUGCCAUGGCCCUGGGAUCUGCUGCACUAUUUGUCUUGACCCUGACUGUCCAUGUGGCUGACACAUGCCCAGAAGUGAAGGUCCUGGAUCUGGAGGGCUACAACAAGAUCACCAUCCUUCAAGGCUGCCCUGGCUUGCCUGGAGCUGCAGGGCCCAAGGGAGAGGCAGGUGCCAAAGGAGAUAGAGGAGAGAGUGGCCUUCCUGGAAUUCCUGGGAAAGAAGGACCAACUGGACCCAAAGGAGACCAAGGAGAAAAGGGAAUACGUGGAGAAAAAAGAGACUCUGGGCCCUCUCAGUCAUGUGCUACAGGACCCCGGACCUGCAAGGAGUUGCUCACCCAGGGCCACUUUCCCACUGGCUGGUAUACCAUCUAUUUGCCAGACUGCAGGCCCUUGACUGUGCUGUGUGACAUGGACACAGAUGGUGGAGACUGGACGGUCUUCCAGAGGAGGCUCGACGGCUCUGUGGACUUCUUUCGGGACUGGACCUCAUACAAGAGGGGCUUCAGCAGCCAACUAGGGGAGUUCUGGCUGGGGAAUGAUAAUAUCCACGCUCUAACCACCCAGGGAACCAGUGAGCUGCUGCUGGUGGAUCUUUCAGACUUCGAAGGCAAGCGUGACUUUGCCAAGUACAGCUCCUUCCAGACCCAGGGAGAGGCCGAGAAAUACAAGCUUAUCCUGGGAAACUUCCUUGGUGGUGGUGCUGGUGACUCUCUGACACCCCAUAACAACAGGUUAUUCUCCACCAAAGACCAAGACAAUGACGGCAGUUCUUCCAGCUGUGCCAUGGGUUACCAUGGAGCCUGGUGGUACUCCCAGUGCCACACUUCCAACCUGAAUGGCCUCUACCUGAGGGGUCCCCAUAAGAGCUAUGCAAAUGGUGUCAACUGGAAGUCAUGGAGAGGGAACAACUACAGCUGCAAGGUUUCUGAGAUGAAGGUGCUUCCCACACAGGGAGCACCCCUCCCAAACUCUUCCAUCUUCACUGCUAGCUAAGGAUGGAGUGUGCCCACCCACCCUGCUCUGCCCACUGCCCAC